AUGUCAGAACCCUGCAAUCUUCAAGUUCACGUCAAUGGCCGCCAAACCUUCUUCCUCUCUCAGAGAAUCAUGUGCAAGUACUCAACCAAGUUGAGGAAGAUAAUCAAGCAAGAAAAACGGAGGACCCAGAUCAGGAAUCCGGGUAUUCGGGUCGACGAUUUCCCCGGCGGGCCGGACGGGUUCGAGCUCGUCUCGAGAUUCUGCUACAACAACGGCGACACUCCGAUCACCGUCUCCAACGUCUCUCUCCUCCACUGCUGCGCCGUGUUUCUCGGCAUGACGGAGAAGGCUUCCCCCGUUAACCUCCUCCACCAGACGGAAGUUUUCCUCGACGGAAUAUUCCACUGGCCGUGGAAGGAUAUUCUCACCUGCCUCAAGAACUGCGAGCCCUUCUUCCCCUGCGCCGAAUCUUGCGGCCUCGUAGAGAAGCUCCUCUGCUCUCUCCUCACCAAAAUCGCGCAGAAUUCCGAUGCGAAUUCCCUCUCCGUUUCUUCGUCUUCGUCCUGCUCCUCUCCCGAAACAGCCCGAACUUUAAGCACACAAGGUGUUUGUUAUAAUGGCUCAAUGUCAUCGAGAAAAGCCGCCUCAUCCGCCGCUUGGUGGUUUCAAGAUUUGACGAUUUUAAGCCCGAAAACAAUCGAGCAUUUCCUCCGUUCGCUAGGCGCCUACGGCGCCGAAAACAACAACCUAGUCCUCACAAGAUUCCUCCUCCACUACCUCAAAACCGCAAUCCAAAACAACAAGAAUCUUUAUAUCCCGACGGAAUAUACCGGCCUAGCCGACACAGCGUCGCAUCCAUCUGUUUCGUUGGAGGGGCGAUCAAAGCUAUGUCGAUGCUUGAACUACAAAAAGCUAAGCCUAGAAGCAUGCAAAGACCUAGCGAUGAACCCUCGGAUACCUCCUAGAAUCGCGGUUCAAGCACUGGCUUCUCAGCACCCCUCUGCAGCCACCUUAAAAACGGACGAAUUCGCGAGUGACAACGACGGUUCAAUAGCCGGCAGCACUAGUUGUCACAAAAUCGACGAUUAUCAGUUGGUUAUGUACAAGAAUAACGAGAGCGAUGAUGGUAGAAGUAAAUCGGAGGAGGGCGAAGAAGAGGAAGAAGAAAUGAAAACGAACCUCGAGAGAAUGCAGUGGAGGGUUGUGGAAUUGGAGAAAGUGUGCCGAGAAAUGAAGGGUCAGAUGUCAAGAAUGGUGAAGCUUUCGCCUCAGCAGAAUAGACAUCUGCCUAGAAUGUGCUGA
Erythranthe guttata (spotted monkey flower) is the source of this 1242-nucleotide messenger RNA. Lineage: Eukaryota; Viridiplantae; Streptophyta; Magnoliopsida; Lamiales; Phrymaceae. The record is from RefSeq and is a predicted model, not a curated record.